CCCGUGUAAAAAGUAAACAUUGAAAUUUUAAAUUAAAUUCGUGAUUUUAAUGAAAUUAAAUACUUUUAAGCAAUUUCAAGUGAAUUAUUGAGUUGUUAAAGUUCCAGUAGUGCAAAAUAUAAGUGAAAUUCACUUUUUUCAUUUUGACCUUUAUUGACCGAAAAAGAAGUUUUGCUCUGAAUUGGAAUAUUUAAUAAGUCACAAUUCCCAAAGCAACGUUAAUUAAGCAAUCAUCAAUGGCCAAGGACGAGCCAGAUGAUGACACGCUGCCUGAUAAGGAUGCAGCAAAAGGAUUCUAUGCAAAAUAUGAGCCAAAGGAGGUUCUUGGACGUGGUAUAUCAUCUGUUGUUCGUCGAUGCAUAGACAAAGAGACCGGUAAAGAAUAUGCCGCAAAAAUUAUCGAUUUGGGUGCAUCGGAGCAUAAUGAUUGCCGUCAAAUGCUCGAAGCAACACGUCAAGAGAUUAACAUAUUGAGGCAGGUUAUGGGUCAUCCAUAUAUCAUUGAACUUCAAGAUGUGUUCGAAUCCGAUGCCUUUAUUUUCCUUGUUUUCGAAUUGUGUCGUCAUGGUGAAUUAUUUGAUUACCUUACUUCAGUAGUUACGUUAUCCGAAAAAAAGACACGUUACAUUAUGCGACAGAUAUUUGAGGGCGUAGAUUAUAUUCAUGCACGUAACAUUGUGCACCGAGAUCUGAAGCCGGAAAAUAUUCUUCUAGAUGAUAGUUUAAAUGUGAAGAUAACAGAUUUCGGCUUUGCUCGUCAUUUGAACGAUGGCGCGAAACUUUAUGACUUAUGUGGAACGCCUGGCUAUUUAGCACCUGAAACACUUAAAUGCAACAUGUUUGAAGAUGCACCCGGCUACUCAAGAGAAGUUGACAUGUGGGCGUGUGGCGUCAUAAUGUUCACAUUGCUUGUCGGGUGUCCUCCAUUCUGGCACCGAAAACAGAUGAUUAUGCUUCGUAAUAUCAUGGAAGGAAAAUAUAGUUUUAUGUCACCCGAAUGGUCCGAUAUAUCAGAGGACCCAAAAGACUUAAUCAGAAAAUGUCUUGUGGUUGAUCCCGAGAAGAGAAUCACCGUCCGAGAGGCGCUCAAGCAUCCAUUCUUUAACACAGUACUUUUUGAGCAAGACAUUACACCACUUAAACGAACAUUAUCGGCCAAAACAAGACGUUAUAGCCGUAUCAACGAUUUAGCUGUGAAUAAGAAUAAGGAGAUAGCAUGUAAAUCCACAACGACGCCGUCUGAGAUUGAACAGACGAGUAUUAGUUUAAGUAAUGAGACUGAGAGUAUUAAAGUACAGGAUGGGAAGAAACACGUCAAUAUUGUUAUAUCAUAUAUUGAGCAAAAAGAGGACGAUGGAAUUGAACAAUCGAUGCGUCGCCAAAGCCAAUUCAAUGCUAAAAAGAAGUUCCAAUUUGCUAUAUUAACUGUUCGAGCUAUGAUCAGAAUACAACGAUUGCGAUACACACCUGAGCCACUCGACAUUGAAGAAGCAUUACGCGAUCCAUACAGGGUUAAAGUACUUCGUAAAGUUAUUGAUGCAUGUGCUUUCCGCGUUUACGGACAUUGGGUCAAGAAGGGUGAAGGACAGAACCGAGCCGCACUCUUUGAGAAUUCACCAAAAGUUGAGCUUCACAAUCUCUACAUUCAUCAAUUGCAAAAGUGAAAAGAUUAUCAAGGAAUUGAGAAUUAAAAAUUUAUUUUUUAUUUUCACUCUCUUAUUUCCUUAUCUCCUCCCUUCAUUAUUAUUCGCCGAAUCCUUUUAAGUAUCUAUCCAUUACAUUUUUUUUAGAUUAUGUAUUCUUUUGCUAGCCAAAUUAUAAAAGAGAAAUGUUAUGUACCUAUAAUUGAUUCAAUUUAUAAGUUGAGUGUAAUAAUUUGUGAUCGUAACGAUCGCACGAGAAUUUUUAAAGAAAUCUUUCUAAAAAGAUUGAAAACAAUUAAAAUGAGUUUUAAAAAAAAUGGAACAAAAAACAAAUGUUUUUAAAUUUGUGAUAUUUUUUU
This is a messenger RNA of Chironomus riparius, 2002 nucleotides long. NCBI's taxonomy places the organism in Eukaryota, Metazoa, Arthropoda, Insecta, Diptera, Chironomidae. The record is from the annotation of a GenBank genome assembly.